AUGUGCGCCGUGCAAGCCUUCAGCUGGUGCCAAGACAUUCGUAAAAUUGAAGCCAAGAAUCCGCCAAAUCCGUGCUUUCGCUACCUGAGGGGAAAGCCGCUGAUCGAGCCCAGCGUGCCCGCGGCCGCCUCCCGCGCAGCACCGCCGCUGCGGAAUCGGAUCGAUCCCAUGGAGGAGGAGGGCGCAGUCGGCCAGCGCAGCAGGCGGAGUCCCUCCCCGCGCCAGAGCCCCCCUGCAGUCGAGGGAGUCCUCGUUGGCGAUGAAGGUGGCGACAUCGAAUCGCGGCCGACACACAAAGCCGCGCUCCAGGAGCACGCCAAGAUGCAAUGGCUCGCUUGCUUCGAUUCAGCUCUCUCGGCAGCAGAAGUGGGGCUGGAGCGGGUGGGGGUGGAUGCCGAUUGA
This is a messenger RNA of Emiliania huxleyi CCMP1516, 402 nucleotides long. RefSeq lists its product as hypothetical. NCBI's taxonomy places the organism in Eukaryota, Haptophyta, Isochrysidales, Noelaerhabdaceae. Bases 1 to 402 code for a protein of 133 amino acids. The transcript has 2 exons. The record is from RefSeq and is a predicted model, not a curated record.